AUGGCCGCCCUUCGGUCCCUUUCGACGGCCGCCUCCAGGUCACUCCUCCGCUCCUCGACAUCUGCUACUCCCCUCGUCCGAGCGACCGCUGUAGCCUGUGCCGACCAGCGUCGCCAAAUCACCACUCCAACAUAUGGCAAGCCGACGACUACCAUUCCCGACUUCAGCAAGUACAAGUCAAAGAAGUCCGAGACCUCCAAUAAGGUUUUUGGAUAUUUCAUGGUCGGAACAUUGGGUGCCUUGUCUGCCACCUCUGCGAAGGCUACCGUUCAAGACUUCUUGGUCAACAUGAGUGCAUCCGCAGACGUUUUGGCUAUGGCCAAGGUUGAGGUCGCAUUGAGCAGCAUACCGGAAGGCAAGAACGUUGUCAUCAAAUGGCGUGGAAAGCCCGUCUUCGUCCGACAUCGUACCUCCGAUGAAAUUGAGGAAGCCAACAAUGUCAACAUUUCGUCUCUAAGACAUCCAGAGACCGACGACGAGCGUGUGAAGAAGCCUGAGUGGCUUGUUAUGGUUGGUGUUUGCACGCAUUUGGGUUGUGUGCCAAUUGGUGAAGCCGGUGACUACGGUGGUUGGUUCUGUCCUUGCCACGGUUCUCACUACGAUAUCUCUGGUCGUAUCAGGAAAGGACCAGCUCCUCUAAAUCUUGAAAUCCCUGCCUACGACUUCCCAGAUGAUGAUACCCUCGUCAUCGGUUAA
Molecule: messenger RNA, 696 nt
Organism: Orbilia oligospora ATCC 24927
Lineage: Eukaryota; Fungi; Ascomycota; Orbiliomycetes; Orbiliales; Orbiliaceae
Exons: 5
Coding region: 1-696 (231 amino acids)
Biological process (GO): mitochondrial electron transport, ubiquinol to cytochrome c
Cellular component (GO): membrane
Molecular function (GO): 2 iron, 2 sulfur cluster binding; quinol-cytochrome-c reductase activity
Source: RefSeq, a predicted model, not a curated record